Ilex paraguariensis (yerba mate) is the source of this 1362-nucleotide messenger RNA. The record is from the annotation of a GenBank genome assembly. Lineage: Eukaryota; Viridiplantae; Streptophyta; Magnoliopsida; Aquifoliales; Aquifoliaceae.
AUGCAUGCCCUCUUUCACCUUCUUCCCACUCUUGGACUUCGAUUCAAACCCUCUUCGUCUCGUUUCCUCAGUCACCCAAUAUCAUUCUCCUAUUCCCUCUCCACAAUGAGUUCAUCGGUGGCGCUCCCUUCGGUUUCUCUGAAGAAGGUCUCGUUCGGUGGUCCGGAGUUCUUGAAGAGUUCGAAUUCUUUGGGUUUUAAGCAUGGAAUUCGAGGUUUUGGUCCGCGAAAUCUGGAUAAAUCUAGGGUUUUCAUGAGCGUUUCAGUGGGAUCUCAAACAGCCGUUGAUGAUGCCUUGUUUUUGGAUUAUAAACCGACCUGCGCUUUUCUCUUUCCUGGCCAGGGUGCUCAAGCAGUUGGAAUGGGUAAAGAGGCUCAAAAGGUACCUGCUGCGGAAGACUUGUACAAGAAAGCAAAUGACAUUCUAGGGUUUGACCUGCUGGAUGUUUGCAUAAAUGGACCAAAAGAGAAGCUAGAUUCCACUGUUCUAAGUCAGGUGAGUUGGUGUGGGGCACUAAUGUUGAUCUAUAGGUUACAAUCUAUUCAGAUGGCCCAAUAUGCUUUUCCUGUGUUGGUAGAGACUAAAGAAGGUCAUUUUAACAACUACGAUGCUGCAACAAUAUCGCCAGCUAUAUAUGUUACAAGCUUAGCUGCAGUGGAGGUACUCCGUGCUCGUGAUGGAGGUCAGCAGAUAAUUGAUUCUGUGGAUGUCACUUGUGGUCUAAGCCUUGGAGAAUACACUGCCCUAGCAUUUGCUGGAGCUUUCAGCUUUGAGGAUGGACUCAAGCUGGUCAAAUUAAGAGGUGAAGCCAUGCAGGGAGCUGCUGAUGCUGCUAAAAGUGCCAUGGUGAGUGUAAUAGGACUGGAUUCAGAGAAAGUACAACUACUCUGUGAUGCUGCAAAUGAAGAUGUAGACGAAUCUGACAAAGUUCAAAUUGCAAAUUUCUUAUGCCCUGGCAAUUAUGCAGUCUCCGGAGGUGUGAAAGGAGUGGAAGCAGUAGAAGCCAAGGCAAAGUCAUUUAAGGCUCGAAUGACGGUGCGUCUAGCUGUUGCUGGUGCUUUCCACACUAGUUUCAUGGAGCCAGCCGUCUCAAGAUUGGAAGCUGCUUUGGCAGCGACAGAAAUUAGAACUCCAAGAAUACCAGUAAUAUCCAAUGUUGAUGCACAACCACAUGCUGAUCCAGACACAAUUAAGAAAAUAUUGGCACGUCAGGUGACUUCUCCUGUUCAAUGGGAGACAUCGGUGAAGACUCUCCUAAACAAAGAGUUGAAGAAGAGCUAUGAAUUAGGACCUGGAAAGGUUAUAGCUGGCAUAGUGAAGAGAAUUAACAAAGGUGCAGCCAUUGAGAAUAUUGAUGUUUGA